Heterobasidion irregulare TC 32-1 is the source of this 369-nucleotide messenger RNA. RefSeq lists its product as uncharacterized. The transcript has 3 exons. The record is from RefSeq and is a predicted model, not a curated record. NCBI's taxonomy places the organism in Eukaryota, Fungi, Basidiomycota, Agaricomycetes, Russulales, Bondarzewiaceae. Bases 1 to 369 code for a protein of 122 amino acids.
AUGGCAUGCACAGAGGGCUUUACUGUUGUUUGUGGCCGUUCUGGUUGGUGUAGCAUCCAUGCCACAUGGGUGCCACCUUUGGGACUCAUUAAUUACUCGCCUCUACAGCUGGGAGCGGCCCUACAGCCGUUCCCAGAGCGGUUGUUUCACCGGGUUAGCCGGCUGAGGCGGUCCUGUGUGAUGUCAUUGACACUCCGGACCGAGCUCCAGGUGGAGCUUUUGACCGCUUUCUUGAAUACCCGUGGUCCGAGGGCGAUUCUUUCCUCAGACUCUUACCCUCUGGACCACAGUCCUGUUGUUAUAGAGCUUCUUUUGGGCACUCUCUCUGUGCCAGUCGCUUCGUUGUCACUGCGCUCAAUAUAUUAUUGA